This is a messenger RNA of Fundulus heteroclitus (mummichog), 2281 nucleotides long. RefSeq names its product transmembrane protein 38B (gene tmem38b). The record is from RefSeq and is a predicted model, not a curated record. NCBI's taxonomy places the organism in Eukaryota, Metazoa, Chordata, Actinopteri, Cyprinodontiformes, Fundulidae. The transcript is spliced from 6 exons. Gene Ontology annotation, cellular component: membrane. Gene Ontology annotation, molecular function: identical protein binding; potassium channel activity. Gene Ontology annotation, biological process: potassium ion transmembrane transport. The coding region runs from base 331 to 1287 and encodes 318 amino acids.
CGCUUAACGAAGCAGGAAUUCCGGUAAUGUGCGGAUGACAGCGCGCGUCGCUGCUGACCGUCCCGUAGCAACGCGGAACUGUUGCCCAGCGACCAGCGGUGCUCCCACUAUUCAGCUAGCCAGCUGUGAGCCAACGGGCUAAACACACAGCUGUUGUCUCCCCCCCCCUCCCUACCAUUCCUCCUGGCUUCUGUCAGACCUCACAGACCGUGGAUGAAGUGUUUAUACCCUGAUGCUCACAGUUGGACCGGUGUCUUUUCUCCACCCGUGGGUCGAACUAGCAAACUAGCAUAGCGCGGUGCUCUCAGGUCGGCCUCAGAAACAAGAGGGAUGGAUGUGUUCGGCUUGCUGCACUUGGACGAACUGUCCCACGGACUGGCAAGCGUGUCCAUGUUUCCUUACUUCGACAUGGCGCACUAUAUCGUGUCGGUGAUGGCUCUGAGGGAGCAGCCAGGAGCUCUGGCCGUGUCCAGAGUCAGCCCCUUGGCCUGCUGGUUCAGCUCCAUGCUCUACUGCUUCGGGGGAGCGGUGCUGUCAGGGAUCAUGCUGGCCGAGCCGCCGGUAGCGCCUUUGUCCAACGGCACCGGUGUCCUGCUCGCUUCAAUCAUCUGGUACCUCGUCUUUUAUUGUCCCAUGGACGUGGUCUACAGCUGCGCAGCUCUGCUCCCCCUCAGGUUGGUGCUGUCAGCAAUGAAGGAGGUGACCAGGACGUGGAAGGUCCUCGGAGGGGUCACUCAGGCCCACAACAAAUACAAGGACAGCCUGCUGGUUAUGAUCGCCAUCGGGUGGGCGAGAGGUGCCGGGGGCGGCCUCAUAAGUAAUUUUGAGCAGCUUGUCCGGGGUGUAUGGAAGCCCGAAACCAAUGAGCUCCUUAAGAUGUCCUACCCCACAAAGGUGACCCUGAUGGGAGCGGUGCUGUUUGCUCUGCAGCAGACUCACUACCUGCCUUUACAGAAACACCACCUGAUGCUCUUCUACACCAUCUUCAUUGUCGUCAACAAGUCUCGGAUGAUGCUGACAGGCUCCUCCUCCUCGCCCUUCGCCCCCAUCGAGUCGGCCCUGUACAAGACGCUCUUCAGCGGCCAUUCCCCGUACGCCGCUCUCACGGCGGAGGUACAGAAAGCAGGCACGGAUAACGGCACGUCGACGGGAACCGCCUGUCACGCCACAACCAAAGAGUCAGAGAAGAACAGAUCAGCGGGUCAGAAGAACUCUUCUUCACCUGUUGAGGGUGAGGAAGGCUCGCUCAAAGCCAAAGAGGCCAAAGACUCCAAAAAGAUCAACUAGGUAGCCUUCGCUCUGGGGGCACUUUUAUCUGAAGCCUUUCUGAUUCAGAUUUAUCACGUUAAGGGCCUGAUCUUCAAGUAUGACAAUUAUUUUACAUUAUUAUUAUUAUUAUUAUUAUCAAUGUGAUAAUUUUAUUAUUAUUAUUACCUCCAACGGCUUUCCUUAGAACUUCGUCUUUCUUUACAGCAGUAAAAGAGUUCACACAGUUUACUAAUUUAAAUACGGACCAAAGUGGUUUUGUAUAUCUUAUCUGUUGCAGACGCAGUCUUUGUAGAUCGACCGCAACACGACCAGUCAUUGGACAUGCAAUUUUUUUACUUUCCCUGCGCAAUUCAGCGCUCCUUAUUUGGGCUCUUUGAAGAUCAGGCCCCAAAAGUUGAACUAAAAGUUUGUGUUCUGUUUUUGUUUCCCCUUUUGAGAAGAAAUCCGUUUUGGUUGCAGUGCCUAAAAAUAUCUUAUUUCCCCCAAACGAUUUCUUCCGUGUUUCUCAGGAUUUUAAGUUCGGAGGUGAAGAAUUGUUCACCUCAUCUCAUCGAGAAAUGAAUUAAACAACCUCUGGAUGUUUUUGUGGGAUAAUUACCCACUCCUUAAAGAGCCAUGAAAUGCAUGCUGUUGGACAUGAACGACACGUUAUCCGUUAGCCGAUCGCAACCUUGCAUUACAAAGUGUAGCUUUUAUUAAUUUUUUUUGGAAAUAUUUAUUUUGUAAUUUCAGAGCUUUGGGACCAAUGCUGUACACCUGCUGAGAAUCUCUGUAUAUUUAGCUCUAUGUAAAAGUUGAAUUAGUUCUUUUUUUAUUCUUACAGGGGUUUAGAGUUUUUAAGAUAAACUAUAUUUGAUCACACUGAGAUAUUUUAUUAUAUUUAUACUAAAUAACGGCACCGUUGAAUGUAAUAUAUUGUGAAAUGCAAUGCAGUCGUGUUUUUUUUUUUUUUUUUCUUCUGCCUUGAAUGAAAUCCAAGCACGUGAGAAUAAACAGGUUUAAAUGAGCUUAA